This is a messenger RNA of Pelodiscus sinensis (Chinese soft-shelled turtle), 1185 nucleotides long. The record is from RefSeq and is a predicted model, not a curated record. Lineage: Eukaryota; Metazoa; Chordata; Testudines; Trionychidae.
GAGAAGAAGAUGGUGUGCCGGAGCGCCGAGGAGCGGAGCCAACUCUCCGCCCGCCUGCUCCAGGACGCAUCCCAGCUCAGGGAGCUUUUCCACAACCUGGGCCUGGCUGAGAGCGAGCAAAGCCUGGAGGUGAUAUGCGCCCUCCAGGAGCUCAUCCGCCUGCAGGACCCGGCCUUGCUCAGCCUGGAGGUGCUGGGAUUUGUGACGAAGUACCCCGACGUCAGCGACGAGCACAUCUCCAUUGUGCUGGAGCUCCGGGGUGACGUCUCCAAGGAGGCCCGGAACGUGGUGCUGGAAAUGAUGGCGCAGAAUCCGCAGACCCUGCCCGAAAACUACCGGCCCAUCUUCAGCAGCAUCCUGGUCCCAGCUCCGGACCUGCCCUUCUGCCUUGGCAAGAGCAAGUGUGCAUGAGACAUGGACACCGCUGCCCCGUGUCUGCGAACGAGGGAUCUGCAGGCUCUGAGGGGCCCUGGGUGGGCCUGGGCAGACGCCGUGUGAGGCACCGACUGGUCUCCAGAGACGGGGCAGGGGAAGUCUGGAGAGAGGAGAUACUGAUGCACCUGAUCCUCAGGGACUGGCAGCUUGGUACCUGCUUUCCUGGCCCCACUGAUCACCUGGCUAGGGAACCUCGGGUGGGGUGAACCCCACUGGACGUGUGGCCCUAAGCACUUCAGCUCUGCCCCUUCCGGUCUCUAGGCCUCUGCUCAUGAGUGGCUGGUGAACCCAGUGCUGGGAGAGGCAAGUCCCCAGCCCCGCCCCUUCUGCCUGAGGCCCCACCCCUUCUGCCUGAGGCCCCGCCCCUUCUGCCUGAGGCCACACCCUUCCCCUGAUGACCCACCCCUUCUGCCUGAGGCCCCACCAUGCUAUCCAGGCCCUACGGGAGCCAAGGCCCCACACUGUAAGGGCAGGCCACCCCCCAGCAGGAGACAUGUGGCCACAGUUCCCCCCCACCCCAGCAUGGGGAAAGCAGGAAGCUCGCAGCCCCAGCCUCCCCAGCCCCAGGAGGGCUGGCGGCACGGCGGAUGCUUUCUGUCACCUGAGCCUGGGAGGGGGUGUAACUAGGUGACCCCUUUUCCCCGGAGAGCAGGACAAAGGCUGGGGGGUAGGGCAGGCUGCUGGGUGUGAGAGUCUCACUGGCUUGGGGGCAGGGCCCUUGGCUCUGGGCCCCGCUCCCCAAGAUGGGUU